UGGCGGCAUCCGGUUCCCAGGUUAUAAUACUCCAGUAUCGCCAAAAGAAGAAGGCCGGCUACUGGUAUCGCGUGCUCGUCGUCCGUGCGGAGAAAGAAGAAGAGAAGAAGAGGAGAAGGGGAAGCGGAGAUGGGAGGGUCGGUAGGGGUCAGACCUCUGCCGUUUACUUUCGCGGCGCACGUGCUGGCGGCGGCGGCGGCAGUGAUGGUGCUCGUGUGGAACAUCCAUUUCCGGGGAGGGCUCGCCUUCGAGUCCAGCAACAAAAACCUCAUCUUUAAUGUUCAUCCAGUUCUUAUGAUAAUUGGCUUCAUUAUCAUGGGAAGUGAAGCUAUAAUGAGUUAUAAAUCUUUUCCUUGGAGUCGUGAAGUAAAUAAAAUGGUUCAUCUGAUUCUUCAUGCGAUUGCACUGGUGCUUGGAGCUUUUGGAAUAUAUUUUGCUUUCAAGAAUCACAAUGAAAGUGGAAUUGCUAAUUUGUACAGCUUGCAUUCCUGGGUUGGGCUUGGUACAAUAUGCUUAUAUGGCAUUCAGUGGAUUUUUGGGUUUGUCACAUAUUUCUUUCCUGGUGCUCAGCCAAGUGUCAGACGUAAUGUUCUUCCUUUGCAUGUAUUUUUUGGGCUCUUUGUCUACAUUUUGGCCAUAGCCAAUGCAGAAUUAGGCUUUCUGGAGAAGCUGACUUUCCUAGAGAGCACAGGUCUUCCCAAGUAUGGUCCAGAAGCCUUUCUGGUAAAUUUUACAGCUCUUGUUGUGAUAUUGUUGGGAGUCACUGUUGUGAUAUCUGCUGCUACUCCUGCCCACACUGAAGAUUCCCUUAGUUAUUCUGCAAUAUAAGAAAAUCUGUAUAUAUUACCAGUUCUCCUAUAACCAUUAUUCUGUGGUAUUGAAAUGUCAUCACUUCUCUGCACAUAUACUUUAUAGUCUGCGUAUCUUGCUGUACUAGUCUUUUAUGGCACCCUCUUAAGUAUUUUCUGGUUGAACGGUUUUUUGAAAGAGGGAUUUGUAUAGGCUCUUUUAUAUGUAUAAAGUUUCUAUCCUGCUGAGAAUAACAAAUAUCUAACUAAAUGAUUUGCUGGUGCAA
Molecule: messenger RNA, 1075 nt
Organism: Phoenix dactylifera (date palm)
Lineage: Eukaryota; Viridiplantae; Streptophyta; Magnoliopsida; Arecales; Arecaceae
Product: putative ascorbate-specific transmembrane electron transporter 1
Molecular function (GO): oxidoreductase activity
Source: RefSeq, a predicted model, not a curated record